Molecule: messenger RNA, 1167 nt
Organism: Exophiala bonariae
Lineage: Eukaryota; Fungi; Ascomycota; Eurotiomycetes; Chaetothyriales; Herpotrichiellaceae
Exons: 2
Coding region: 1-1167 (388 amino acids)
Molecular function (GO): catalytic activity
Source: RefSeq, a predicted model, not a curated record
AUGUCCGCCAAUCCCCCACUCACAGGCAUAAAGGUGGUAGAACUUGCCGGGCUGGCACCAGGACCUUUCUGCGGCCAACUCCUCUCCAGCUACGGCGCCAGUGUCCUGCGCAUCGACCGACCCACCACCACCCACGCACCACCGACCAACGACCUACUCACGGAACGGAAAACCUCGAUCGCGCUCGACCUGAAAGCCCCCUCGUCGCUCGCCGUGCUCCUGACGCUGCUCGAAAAGGCAGAUGUCCUGAUCGACCCGUUCCGGCCAGGGGUCCUUGAGAAGAUCGGCCUCGACCCCGAAUCGGUGCUGUUGAAGAAAAACCCACGCCUCAUCGUCGUCCGCCUGACGGGCUUCCGCCGCGAUGGCAAGUACUCGGCGAUGGCGGGCCACGACAUCAACUACGUCGCGGUGUCGGGGGUUCUGUCCAUGCUGGGCGCGCGAGACAAGCCUCCAUCGCCGCCCGCCAACAUUCUCGGCGACUUCGCGGGCGGCGGCCACGUGGCCUUCACGGGCGUGCUGCUGGCGUUGAUCCACCGCGGCGUGUCCGGCAAGGGCCAGGUCGUCCACGCCAACAUGGUCGACGGGGCCAGCUACCUGGCGACGUUCCCGCGGCUGCUGACCAAAGUGCCCAUGUGGUCCGGUCCACGCGGCACCAACACCCUCGACGGCGGCUGUCCGUACUACGGCACCUACGAGACCAAAGACGCCGGGAAGUACAUGUCGGUCGGCGCGCUGGAGCCGCAGUUCUACGCCGAGCUGAUCAAGGGCCUGGGCUUCGAGCCGGCGGACGUCCUCUCCGGGAAGGACCUCCAGCGCGACGACCCCCGUGCGUGGCCGUACAUGCGGGAGCUGUUCACGCAGCGAUUCAAGACCAAGACCCGCAACGAGUGGGAGGCCAUCUUUGACGGCACCGAUGCUUGUUGUGCACCCGUGCUGGAGCACCAGGAGAUGGAGGCCGCCAAUUACGACCAUCGCCCUCUGGUGGAGCUGACGGGGUCGCCCGCAUUGCCGGUUGACGUUCCGUGGGUAGGGAAGCCCCUAGCAGCAGGCGAUGGUGGUGAGGAAACUCUGAGUAAUUGGUUGGGAUGGAAGAAGGGUCGAGACUUUGACGUUCACAGUGCGAAGGCUCAGGCAUUUUUGGUUCUGAAAGAAAAAAGUAAAUUAUAA